Messenger RNA from Necator americanus (New World hookworm), 288 nucleotides. RefSeq lists its product as uncharacterized. Bases 1 to 288 code for a protein of 95 amino acids. NCBI's taxonomy places the organism in Eukaryota, Metazoa, Nematoda, Chromadorea, Rhabditida, Ancylostomatidae. The record is from RefSeq and is a predicted model, not a curated record. The transcript is spliced from 3 exons.
AUGUGUUCUGCAUUCUUCCUGGAUGCUCUCAAGAAUUACUAUGCAGCUGCAAAACAAAUCUCAUGCAAUCGAUUUGGUGGAGAGAUAUGCCCACAGGUGUGGUCGGAUCCUGUGGGACCCUUGCUACCACCACUCAUUGCUGCAGUUCGGGAUGGUCCCACCUCGAUUCCAGCCGCGUACGCACAGCACCAAGCUUCAAAUCGUUUUGACAUCACUGUCGAAAAUGGUGGUCUGUUCAAUCAAAUUGCCUCUCAUUCUGGUAUAGUCUUAGGUAGUAUAGUUAUAUAA